This is a messenger RNA of Morus notabilis, 1586 nucleotides long. RefSeq names its product putative ubiquitin-conjugating enzyme E2 38. The coding region runs from base 72 to 1472 and encodes 466 amino acids. The transcript has 6 exons. Gene Ontology annotation, molecular function: ubiquitin conjugating enzyme activity. The record is from RefSeq and is a predicted model, not a curated record. Lineage: Eukaryota; Viridiplantae; Streptophyta; Magnoliopsida; Rosales; Moraceae.
CUCUACUCUCUCUCUCUCUCUAACGUCUUUGGUCUGCGCUCUCUUUCUCUCUCUAGAAAAUUGUGAUCGCCAUGGACAAGGAUUGCGAUUCUGGGGAGCCCACUCUAUCUUCGGCCUCUAAGAAGCUGAAGCACACUAAGGUUGCUUCAGUCAGUUCCAGUAAUUCUUCUAGCCUGGCAGGAUCCACUCAUGGUGCUGAUACCCUCAAGAGUACUAGUAUCUCUAAUUCGACGGAAUCAAUGAAUAUGGAUGGUUCUAGUUCUGAUUUGUCAUACCAUGAUGAUGGGGAUCAUGAAGAUGGUGACAACUCUGCUAGCGAUUCCGAUUAUUAUCCUGAUUAUGAUGAUGAAGAUAUUUAUGAGGACUAUAAGGAAUUUUCGUACAUCGAUGAAUAUUCACUAUUGCAAUCUAAUUUUGACAAUGUGAAUGUGCCUGCUGGGGUGGAAGCGUCAAUUCCCUUGUUCAGUGGUUCAUUAGGUAAAAGCAUUCAGGAAGCAAAGACUUUAACUAUUUCAGAUGAUCCUGAAACUGAAAAGAAGGAAACUGUCACGAGCAGUUCAACAGUUCAUGCCGAGUCAAGUUCUAAUGUUAAGGUAGAAGGCAAAAACAAUGAUUAUACCGUGGAGAUAUCUCAAUUCAAGAAAUUUGAUGUGGUGGAUGAUUUCACAGACCAUCAUUAUGCCCAAAGUGGAUUUUGGGACACGAAGCCACCCAAGGACUGGGCAAAGAAAGUUCAGGAGGAGUGGAAAAUCCUGGAGAAUAACUUACCGGAUACUAUUUUUGUUAGAGUUUGUGAAGCAAGGAUGGAGCUUCUAAGGGCGGUUAUUGUAGGACCUGCAGGCACUCCAUACCAUGAUGGUCUUUUUGUCUUUGAUUGUCUCUUUCCUACUAACUAUCCCAAGUCACCUCCAUCUGUGUACUAUUAUUCUGGGGGUCUUCGACUAAACCCAAAUCUGUAUAACUGUGGCAAAGUUUGUCUCAGUCUUUUGGGAACCUGGAGCGGUAAAAAGAAUGAGAAUUGGGUCCCGGGGAAGUCAACCAUGCUGCAAGUUUUGGUCUCCAUACAAGCACUCAUUCUAAAUUCACGACCUUUCUUCAAUGAGCCUGGGUUUGAAAGAUAUACUGGAGUGGAAGGGGAGAGAAGAUCUAAUAAGUACAAUGAGGAUGUCUUUAUUCUAUCUUUGAAGACGAUGAUCUAUACAUUAAGGAGGCCUCCUAAGCAUUUUGAGGAUUUGGUUGCUCAAUAUUUUCGCUGUCGAGCAAAUGAUAUUCUGGUCGCAUGUAAGGCUUAUAUGGAGGGCGCUUUGGUUGGAUCCAAUAUCAAAGAUAGAGUGAACAACCAAGUUGAUCAAAAUAGUGGCUCGAAGGAAUUCAAGUCUGCCGUAGCUGGUAUGAUGAAUUUGCUCCUUACAAGUUUCUCGCGAAACGGGACGCCAGGGUGUGAGGUGCAUCGACUUCUAGCUGAAAAUUAAUUUAACGAAGUGGCACCAACACAAGGCAGUAAUAAUUGUAGAUUCGUAGGCUUGGAAGAAGCAAUUUUUUGUAAUCUUUUAUAUAUAUAUAUAUAUAUAUAUAUUCUGUAGUCA